Molecule: messenger RNA, 1604 nt
Organism: Megalobrama amblycephala (Wuchang bream)
Lineage: Eukaryota; Metazoa; Chordata; Actinopteri; Cypriniformes; Xenocyprididae
Gene: ccl20a.3
Product: chemokine (C-C motif) ligand 20a, duplicate 3
Exons: 4
Coding region: 1123-1422 (99 amino acids)
Biological process (GO): inflammatory response; cellular response to type II interferon; cellular response to interleukin-1
Cellular component (GO): extracellular region
Molecular function (GO): chemokine activity; CCR chemokine receptor binding
Source: RefSeq, a predicted model, not a curated record
GAUCGUUUGGUGUGUGCCAGACUUUUAAUGACCUUUUAUGAGACUGUCGUAUCAUCUACUCUUUCUAUACUGUCGUUUGUUGGGGUGAUGGGAUUUCUGACAGGGAUAAAAAUAAGACUCAACAAACCGAUUAGGAAGGCUAGUUCAGCGUGGGUGCCCUCUGCCCUCUGUAGAUGAAACGGGGCAAGAAAGGAUAAGGAAGCCGUCUUCCAUUAUGAAUCAUAAAUCUCACCCCCUCUAUGAAACAGUGUGGGCUAUGUGUAGCUCAUUCAGCAAUAGACACAUUUAUCUAUGUUGCUAAAAAGAGAGAUAUAGAAAGUCUUUCCUUCCAUCUGCCGUAAGACUGUUUAAUCUAAGUGAUUUGCUGUAAACUGUGCAAUAACGUUUGACAUGUUAUUUUUAGUUGGUGUAAAUGUUGUUGUUUUUUACAUUUAUUUUGUAUAUAUUUAAUUUAUUGUAUGUGUUGCUGCUGUGACAUGUGUAUCAUUUUCUUUCAGUGUACCAUACCACAAUACAAAAAAAAACAAAAAAAAAACAGAUUAAAUAAAUUGUAUAUAAAAGUCAUUGUUAACAUUUAAUAAGUCAUUCAAAUGAAUCAAAGCCACACACCCUUUAAUUCUAAUAACAUAGUGUUUUCUUUAAUUUAAUAUAACAAAAAAAAAAAUAUUUCUGUCAAAACUUCCUGGACAAAAGUAGACAUUCAGGUUUAUUUUGGGCAGAUGUCUGGUCCAGAAUUUUUGUCUUUCUUCCAGUGACCUUCAAUUUGUAACUAAAGGCCUCUCGGAGUUUCCAACAUUAUUAAUUCACCAGUUGGAAACAAUUCAAAUAUGUUGGUGGUUCACUCUCUCUUUCAGGGAAGUAAAUAUAAAAAACUCCCGCAGGCCAUUUUUUCCUCUUUGUUCUUCCUUGUUGCACCUAUUUGACUGACAGGCCAGAUAAGAUCUCAUUGUGGUGUAAUUUUUUUUUGUUUGUACACAUGUACAUCUGUUUACGUAUGCACGGAAAACCCUGUCUAGGUUGUUUCCACGUCCAACAGCCUAUAUAAAGCAUCCACUCUCACUGCUGCCCCACUUCACAUCUGACUCUUGCUCUGAGGAUCUCACACACACAGACACAGAGACAAUGACUCGGGUUUCAGCUAUCGUGAUCGUGAUGAUGGUCGUGGCUCUCAGUGUACUCUCUGCAGAUGCCUCAGCUUUGUCAUGUUGCAGAAAGUACACAAAAGGAAAUGUACCAAUGCAUAUCAUCAAAGGAUAUUCCAUUCAGUACAUGACAAGAAACUGCCACAUUAAUGCUGUAAUAUUCCACACAAACGGAGGCAGGAACAUUUGCACAGACCCCACCAAAGCAUGGGUGAUGGAGAGCAUCCGUAAACUGAGGGAGAAAGUGCAAGCGAUCAGCAAAAAACAUUCAAAAGUUUAAUUUUACAACUUCUGAAGUUAAACAGAUGUUACUACAAGAAUAAUUCUUUACGGAGGAGGAUCUAUUUCUUUAUGAAAUUUGCAUAUGUAUUCUGCAUAUUUGUAUAUGCAUGUUAUUUUGUACGAUUUGUUUGCUUGCUUUUUAAUUCAAUGCAUUAAAAUUAUUUUUUUAUGGAAAGUGAA